UGUUGUGAAUAUUUUUCGGUCGUAAGUCGUAACUCAAUUUGCUUCUAUUUCAUAGUUUAAGAAAAGUAAUGUUCUUAGUUUCAACUUAGUUUGAGAUUCCUUCAAUAGUUUACAAUGAGUUCUUCCGCACUGAGAAUGGAUUCUAAUAUAACAGGUCUUUGGGUUAAUUUCUUCACGGCUGCUGGCAUACCGUCAGAGGUGGCUGCUACAUAUGCGCUUACAUUUACAGAAAACAGGAUACAAAACGAUAUGUUACUGGAUUUAAAUAAAGAAUAUCUGAGGGAUAUGGGAAUAACGCGGAUGGGUGACAUUAUUGCCAUUCUACGUCAUGCCAAGCAAGUCCAUGAAAACACAGCAAGGGAUAAAGUGUUGAGUACAACGGCCACAGCAAAAGUUCCUGUUGCUGCAGUCACUGGGCGCUCCACAGUCACACAGCCAUCUUCACCUGCUACACGUAUUUUGGAGCACUACACUAGAAACCAGGAUACCUCUCCAGUCCGCACUAACCAGCUGAAGAGGAAGUCAAAUGAGAUGGCUACUGAGGAUCCUAGUAUCAAGCAAGCAAGGUUGAUUCGUUUUGGCACCCCGCCUCGGUCUGCUAUAAAGGUUCCCAGCACAAGCUCUAAGCCCGUUGUUAAAGAAGCUCCACAAAGCAAGACGGUGUUUGCUCGCCUCGGUAGCUCGGAGGCACUAAAGCCGGCUGCACAGAAGCCAGCAAAGCAAAUAUACAACAGACUCGGAACAAAAGACGGCCUUUCUAGUGGUGAGUCAUCCAUACCAAUGCAGAAAGAUGCUCUCAAAUACGAAGGCAUCUUGAAAAGCUCUCCACCGGUUACAAAGAAGGUAUUCACAGUCACUACGUCAAAUAACGUAAGAAAGAUAGCAGUAGGUUGCACCAUGAGAGCCGACGAAUCACCAGUCAGUGUGAAAGAUAAGUUAGCUGUUAAAUCUAAGUCCGUUAAGUUCAAUAAUCGUGUGGAGUACAAAGAGAUCGAAGCCGUUCAGAAGAUGCCAGCUGUUAAACCGAAGUUCACACCGGUAUUCAAUAAACCGGAAAGGAGAUUGUCCAUGCAGCAUGCAGACAACAGUAUCACCGGUGCGGGGGUGAAGGCCAGAUUGGGCAACAAAGGUCUCCCGCAACGUCAGUUUAACACGGACGGAAGUCAACCGCAGCGUCAGUUCAACGUUGAAAGAGCCAUAUUCACGAGGCUAGGUGUUUGAUGAUUUCGUUAUUUUAUUGAGUGAAUCUCUGGUGCAAAAUUUGCAGGUACUACUAAGAUAUUAACUGUAUUGCUGUCAGUAAGUUCAAUAUGAAACUACUGAUUUUAACCUACAUUCAAAAGAUGUGUGUGUGUGUGGGUGAUUAAUGUCUACAGUCUAUAGUCACAUUUAUGUGUGGAUUAAAACCUGGCCUUGGAGAUUGUAUCAAAAGGUCACAAGCCCAAACUUU
Molecule: messenger RNA, 1450 nt
Organism: Aricia agestis (brown argus)
Lineage: Eukaryota; Metazoa; Arthropoda; Insecta; Lepidoptera; Lycaenidae
Exons: 6
Coding region: 115-1221 (368 amino acids)
Cellular component (GO): nucleus
Source: RefSeq, a predicted model, not a curated record